Messenger RNA from Trypanosoma theileri, 1422 nucleotides. RefSeq names its product putative trypanin-related protein. NCBI's taxonomy places the organism in Eukaryota, Euglenozoa, Kinetoplastea, Trypanosomatida, Trypanosomatidae. The transcript has a single exon. Gene Ontology annotation, molecular function: small GTPase binding; microtubule binding. The record is from RefSeq and is a predicted model, not a curated record. Gene Ontology annotation, cellular component: microtubule; motile cilium; Golgi apparatus. Bases 1 to 1422 code for a protein of 473 amino acids. Gene Ontology annotation, biological process: cell motility.
AUGCCGCCAAAGAAAAAGCCUGCUGCUGCUGCAGGACCAAAGGCGAAGCAGGCUACAGGUGAUGCGAAGAACAAAAAGAAAUCGACUGGUCCUUCAAAUACUGAUGUAGCUGUAGCUCCACCACCACCACCACCACCUGACGGACGAGAAUUGUGGCUGGCUACAGAUGCUCUACAAAAGACUAAGGCAAUGCGCAACUAUUUUCAACUGGAGCGUGAUCGUAUAAUAGCCUUUUGGGAGAUAUCAAAAAAACAACUAGAGGAGCUCAAGACGCUUCUCCGGGAGCGUGAACAUGAGAAAGCAGAAACUGAAGAACGUCACGAGGUUGAGAAAAAGGUGUUUAAACAAAAAAUAAGGCAUAUGAUGUACGAACAUCAGCUUCAACUUGCAGAAAUGACUGGUGAAGCAGAGCGAACACUUGCCAUACGGGAAGAAGAGUACCGCCAAAGGGAAAGAAACGCAGGUAGCGAAAUACGAGAUGUUAAAUUAAUAUUGCGAGAGCAAGAGAAUGAGCAACGUGAAAUGGCUUCUGCUCUUGCUGCUUCUCAUGACAAGGCAAUUGCUGAGCAACAAGUUUCUUUUGAGAGAAAAAUGAAAGAAAUGCAUCUCAUGUAUGAAAAAAAGACGAAAGAUCUUCGUGAAGAAAUGGAUCAACGUCGACGUGAAGAGAUUGGUCUAAUAGAAAAACGACAAGAAGACCAUAUUGCCGAAUUAAGAGAGGUACACGAACGUACCUUUAGAGAGAUGAAAGAGUACUACAGUGAAAUUACAUCAAAUAACUUGGAGACGAUUCGUACUCUUAAGGAUGAAGUUUAUGCUCGCAAACGAACUGAAGCACAUAACGAAAGGGCUAUGAUGGAUGUUGCACAAAGAAAUAAGAAACUUACCGAACCGUUAGCUAAACUACAGAGACAAAAACGAGAGUUGGAGCAAGAUCUUGUUAACUAUUUAACUGACAAAGAGAAGCUUCGAGCAAUGAAAACGGAAGUUCGAGAAGGUGAACAAGAGUUGCGUACGCUUUCUUGGGAGCACGAAGUCCUUUCCCAGCGCCUUGCAAAACUAGAGGAAGAUCGAGAUAUAAUCCUCAACAGAUAUAACAACAUGUUACAGGCGAUCCAACAAAAAGCAACAUUUCGCCGUGUCCUUAUUCAGGGCAAACUAGAACUUGUCCAAUCACAACUAGAGGGACGUGAUGCCCGGCUAACGGAGUUGCUAAAACGGGCUAAUAUCGAUCCUGAAAGUAUCAGUGAUAUUGAGCAUAGGGUGCGUGAUUUGUCGCUUGAGAAAGACAUUAUGAUUGGAAACCUAGAACAUCUCCUUGCUCAACAAGCUCAAAAGCAGCAGAUGUUGGUUUCCACUUAUGAGGCAUACUUAAGAGGCAAUGGCAUGUCUGGACUAGAUAAUACAGUGCAGAGUGAGUGA